AUGACCCGGAUCAUCCUGCCUCAGAUGACAGCCAGGGGACGCGGAGUCAUCAUCAACAUAUCCUCUGAGGCUGGCAGACAGCCUUCCCCAUUCUUGGCAUUAUAUGGGGCUACUAAGGCCUUCAUGAAUAGCUUAUCUCAGGCUAUGGCCUUGGAAUACCAGUCCUCUGGAGUCAUCAUACAGACUCUUACUCCUCUGUUAGUUUCCAGCAACAUUACCAAGAUUCCACCCAGAAAAUUCUUGGUGAAGUCUUCAGAUGACUUUGUCAGAGAGGCCUUGGACACCGUAGGUGUCUCUAACUUCACCUCUGGGUGUUUCCUACACUCUGUCCACAGCUUGUUGCUGUGGCCCCUGACCUCCAACUUCAAAUUCACCAUCCCGAUUCUGACGUUCUUCCACUCUCUGUUCAGAGCAUUCAGAAGAUCCUGAAGAAGUUGUGGGAAGGAGGUGGGGGUUGAACUGGAGACCCUUUUUUGGGGGAGGGGUGGUGACUGCUGCUGGUGGGACUAGGGGGGCAAACAGAGGGUUUUCCUCUCGUUGGCUCAUCCCUCUGUCCUGCUUUCUAGGGUCACUUUUAAGAGAAACUCCAGCCCCGAAAAGCUGUAGCUAUAACUUGUUAUAUUAAAUUGUUUUCUCUUUA
This is a messenger RNA of Vombatus ursinus (common wombat), 640 nucleotides long. RefSeq names its product very-long-chain 3-oxoacyl-CoA reductase-like. The transcript has 5 exons. Gene Ontology annotation, cellular component: endoplasmic reticulum. The coding region runs from base 1 to 429 and encodes 142 amino acids. Gene Ontology annotation, molecular function: oxidoreductase activity. The record is from RefSeq and is a predicted model, not a curated record. Lineage: Eukaryota; Metazoa; Chordata; Mammalia; Diprotodontia; Vombatidae.